This is a messenger RNA of Dromaius novaehollandiae (emu), 4162 nucleotides long. RefSeq names its product solute carrier family 12 member 8 (gene SLC12A8). Gene Ontology annotation, biological process: potassium ion import across plasma membrane; cell volume homeostasis; chloride transmembrane transport. The record is from RefSeq and is a predicted model, not a curated record. The coding region runs from base 621 to 2831 and encodes 736 amino acids. Gene Ontology annotation, molecular function: potassium:chloride symporter activity. The transcript is spliced from 14 exons. Gene Ontology annotation, cellular component: membrane. Lineage: Eukaryota; Metazoa; Chordata; Aves; Casuariiformes; Dromaiidae.
GCGGGUUAGCGAAAUUACGUUGAACUCGGGUGUCGAGACUUUGUUCAAAAUUAAAGCGGCCCUUACUCAUUUCAGCUUGCUUCGGUUUGCAACGCAGGAACGCCACGUCAGUUCUGAAGAAAAGUGCCUCACUGAGAUUUAGCAGCUGCUCAAAAGUCAUGCCUGUAACUCGGAGGGCACGGGGUCACCUGGGAGUCCCGAACAAGGAAGUUCACCCGAACAGGGGACACCGGGCCGCUGUGAUUUUGUCGCUGUUGCUCCCCCCCCCAGUCGGGGCUCGGGCUCGCUGCAGCCUGCCGCUGCGGCCGAAGCUCCCCACGGGGCAGCCGGCGCUGCCCGGCGCGGCGGGGGUGCUGCUGCCGCUGCCGCCGCCCACGUGGCAGCCGCGCCGAGGCCAGCGCGGCCGGGGCGGCGCCCGGCACCGGCGGCACCGCAGCGGCGGCGGCAGCAGCAGCGCGGCGCAGGAGGUGCAAUAAAACCAUGAAUUCUCUGCAACGGAGAAUCCAUCACUGCAGGAAUUUGACGGAGGAAAAUAGCUGACCACCUGCUCUGACCAGCCUUGACCCGUCGUUAACGCUGUGGCUGUGCGUUGGGCUGGCAGAGGUAGCGCGAAGGACACGAUGUUCAGCCUGAACGGUACGAGGAGUGAGGGAUAUGUGCAAGAUCUGUUCCAUGAAGAAGCACAGCAGGUGCCUCAAACACAGACGAAGCCUUGGUGGAAGAUCCAGUUGUUUGUGUGGGAGCCAGUGCUUUUUGGGACAUGGGAUGGUGUCUUCACGUCCUGCAUGAUCAACAUUUUUGGAGUUGUUCUUUUUCUGAGGACUGGAUGGCUUGUGGGAAACACUGGAAUUUUAAUGGGCAUGUUUCUGGUGUCCUUUGUCGUCUUGGUUGCCCUGGUAACAGUCUUAUCUGGGAUUGGGGUCUGCGAGCGGUGCAGCAUCGGAAGUGGAGGCGUCUACUCCAUGAUUUCCACUGUCCUUGGAGGUCAAGUAGGGGGGACCAUUGGCCUCCUUUAUAUUUUUGGCCAGUGCGUUGCAGGUGCCAUGUACAUCACCGGGUUCGCCGAGUCCAUCGCCGACGUCGUGGGGCUCAGCAAUAUCUGGGCGGUGAGAGGAAUUUCCCUGGCUGUCCUGCUGGGCCUGCUUGGCAUCAACCUGGCAGGUGUGAAGUGGAUCAUCCGGCUCCAGCUCCUGCUGCUCUUCCUGCUGGCUGUUUCCACGCUGGACUUUGUCAUCGGAUCCUUUACGCACCUCGAUGCAGAGCGUGGUUUUGUCGGCUACUCGGAAGAACUGAUGUUUAACAACACGCUGCCGGACUACAGCCAGGGGGAGUCCUUCUUCACUGUUUUUGGAGUGUUUUUCCCAGCUGCCACAGGUGUGAUGGCUGGGUUCAAUAUGAGUGGAGAUCUCCAGAAGCCUGCUACCAACAUCCCCCUGGGUUCUCUGGCAGCUAUAGGCACCUCAUGGUUUCUGUAUAUGGUCUUUGUCUUUUUGCUGGGAGCUGUUUGUACCCGUCAGUCACUCCGCUAUGACUUUAUGAUAGCAGAGAAGGUGUCCUUGGUGGGUUUCUUGUUUUUGCUGGGGUUGUAUAUCUCAUCCUUAGCCUCCUGCAUGGGAGGGCUCUACGGAGCACCCAGGAUCCUGCAGUGCAUCGCCCAGGAGAACGUCAUUCCUAUGCUCGCCUUCCUUGGACGUGGGAAAGGACCAAACAAGACUCCAGUGGCUGCGAUUUGCUUAACCAGUCUCAUCACGAUGGCUUUUGUCUUCAUUGGACAAGUGAAUGUUCUUGCUCCUAUAGUCACCAUCAACUUCAUGUUGACAUAUAUUGCUGUAGACUAUUCCUAUUUCUCCAUCUCCUUGAGCUACAACAUUCAGCAAAAGCCUGAAAAGAUGCACAUGGAAAAUUCGAGGCCUGCCCACCCUUCCCAGCCUUUAAUUUUGAACAAGUCUUCCGCUUAUAGAUCAGAUGGAAUAAUUCAGAGCAGAUCAAAUGGCACCUUGCUGGAGUUCACAAGAGACAUGGACCAGCUUUUUAAACCAUUUCGUAAUGAGCCUGGUACUUGUGAAAGAAAAGAGGCAGCCGAGAAUUUAACCCAGAAGGUCAAACAGAAGAAGAUAAAGAAGCCAGCCAAACAAACCUUACAAGACAGCUUCCUCUUGGAUCUCGAGCACAGCACUCACCCAGCUCAUUACAGCUGCGGUGAAACGUUGCAGCCCGGCAGAGAAGGUGUGCAGCGCCCCGCUGAGCGGAGCCGCCCGCGUGAAAGGAGUCUGCGUUCACGGCCCACGGCGGGCUCCGAGCUGAAAUGGGACCCGGAGCUAUCGGAGCAAGGCGAGCGGGGCGAGCGGCUCCGUGAUGAGACCCAGGUUGUCCCUGGCCAGAGGGUGGAAGAUUUAUCUGUAAAGCAACAAUAUCCAGAACUGGGAAUUCAGCAAAUACCAGUAUCCUUCUACUCCAGAUUCUGCAAUCACUGGGUUUCCUUUGCUGGUGCAAUUGUGUCUCUUGUAAUAAUGUUUGUCAUUCAGUGGAUCUACACUCUUGUUAGCCUCGGUGCGGCCGUUAUACUGUAUUUUUACAUUGGCCAAGUGAGUCCAGGACUUCCCCUUGGAGCAGCAGCUAAUUUCAGUUUCUUCAGCUGGAUUAAGCUGGUGUUGGUCACCUCAUGCAGGAGAAGGCCGUGUCCUGAGGAGCACAUCGUGGUGACACCGUCCUUUGCAACAGUUGGCAUGGAGACCACGCAGCUCACCGAGGAGAACGCGGACUUCGCCGCCCGCGGCCGCUAUCACCGUUCCUCCGUUAUCAGCAGAGCGGAGUUUGUGAAUCAGUUUUAGUAAAGGAGGAGGCGGGGGGGGGGGGAAGAAAAUCAAGCUGUCACUUCAAAAAGCAUUUCUAAAUGCUAAUCACUGCCACAGUGCCUUGGAAAAUACCUGAAUAUGUGGAAAGGGCGUGAAUGGUUAUUUAUGUUUUCAAGGCUCGUUUGUGGAUUUCUGUUUAGCUUGUUUGUUUAUGCAGACUGCAACAUUUCCAGGUUUCAAGUCUUACCCAAAAGAAGAAAAAAAAAAAAGGCAAAUGAAAGGGCCAGUCCAGUGGAGUGAUGAGUUAUUGAGGACACUCUAAUCCUUUUAAAGAAUUCAAUUAUAAGCGCUAUUGAGCUCUAAAUUCUGUCGCUGCUAUAAAAGCUUACAACACCCAAUUUCAAAUGUCCUCUGGGCGAACACGGCGGCAACGUGCUCCGCGUCGCAGAGCGGCGGCCACGGCGGCAGUGCUGCUGGUCCUGGGCUCCGCCGUGCCGCCGAUGGAUGUGACCUUCUGGGGCAAGUCACUUCUCUCUCGGUGCGAAUUUGCCUGCUCGUAAUACAGUCAUUUUCUACCUCAGCAUUUCACUUACCAAGGUCUUGGAAAGUACUUUAAGGCAUUGGACAAAAGGCUGCAAUCAGUGGCAAGUGCAAGAGUUACGAAAUAUAGUCGCAGCUGGAACCAAACCUGUCCAUUUAAAUGCAGUAAUGCAGCAUAAUGAGCUGCUCUGUACUGUGAAGUGAUAUCUUAGGAGCUUUUCAUAGCCAAUUCCCACAUCCCUUCCGCUAUGAGAGCUGGGAACUGCAAACAUAACUGUUUCUAAAUAGAGCAUCUCUCGGCUAAAAGGACAGAUGAUUCAGAAGUGGUCAACAGAAUACGUUGAGCCUCAUCUUGGCUAAUUCUGCUUAAAGCCCAUCCUGUGCUGAGCUCCCGCAGGGAGCUGUUUCCCCGCCGAGAUGACCUGCAGCACGUGAGCUUGAGCCUGGGGCACUGCUGGGUUUCUCAUCUCGGACCAAGGGAUGGGGGUGAGGCCUCGGGUGGACUGGUCAUGUCGGGGUCACUUCUGCUCGCUCGGGGAAAAUCGCCUCUGUCCACGUUGUCGGGCUGGCCGGGAGCCAGCCACGCUGGGCACCCGCAUGGGUGGGAGCGAAGGAGCAGGGUUCAGGGCACAUGGUAAGCUGGUGUUGAGCCCCAGCACCACAAAUCUGUUCUGACACUUUUUACAUACAUACAUAGACAAAUAUAUGUGUAUACAUAUAAAAGAAGGAGGGAAUCACUGCCUUUUGUUUCCUUUAAUCCCUGAUCAUUUUGGCCUUUACAUUAUUCCUUCCUUGUUAUGUGAAAUAAAAGCCUGAGAAACCAGAAA